Messenger RNA from Hypoxylon trugodes, 333 nucleotides. RefSeq lists its product as uncharacterized. The transcript is spliced from 2 exons. The record is from RefSeq and is a predicted model, not a curated record. Bases 1 to 333 code for a protein of 110 amino acids. Lineage: Eukaryota; Fungi; Ascomycota; Sordariomycetes; Xylariales; Hypoxylaceae.
AUGCCCUCGCGCGCGCCGUUGAAGGAUUACGUACUUCACCAUCUAUCCGAGUGUUGUCACUGCCUCCUUUGGGGUCUCACCCUAUUGUCUACGCAUCCACGUCUGGUUCAACAGUGGGACUGGCUUGACAGGGAUGGUCAGCAUCUUAACGGCUUGCUCCUCUUGUCUCGCGCCGGAACCUCUUUCCUAAAAGCGGUGCCCAACCUCAUUAUUUUUGACUUUGCUAUCGCCCUAGGGGUGAUACCCGCCUGCGUGUUGAUCGGUGCAGUUCACUUUGUCUCUAUGUUUAUGCAACUGUUGCGUCUUCUCGUAGGCCUUCACGGCAUUGCGUGA